UAGCAAUACUCUAAGCUGCUGUGUCGUUUCGCGUUAGAUGAAUCCAAUAUUGCAAUCUUCACUUGCAUAAUAACAGAAAACAGGACCUCAAAGCUUGGUCUUUGACUGCUUUGUGCUUUUGCUUCUUUAAAAACAGUCGUCAAGACUUCACAUAAGCCUCUAUCCUCACAGGAAUGUCGUUUGGAGGGCGGAGACUCGCAACAACAUUACAUUCUGCAUCCAGAAACCGUGAAAUAUGGACACUGCCAUGAGAACAGCCGUGAUCGUUCGAGAUCAUUUAGCACUCUUCCCAACAGGAUCCGAGCACCGCGCGACGGCAGGAACCGGGCUGGACAUGACGGAGAGCUGGAUGUAGUGUUUGUGCUCGGUUCUGUGGGUCACACACGGCUGGAGUUUACGGUGAUCGUUUUGUUUCGAGGGUUGUUCUUUGAGACAUUGUUUUCUGCCUGGCUGUUUUCAGAGGACCGCGAACCAGCUCUCAUAUCUGGAGAUAAAAGAGUUCAGCAUGAGGAAUAACGAGGAGACUGAGGGCUUUGAUGGCGAGGCCUCCAACACCUCGAUGAUUUCAGGAGCCAACAGUCCGUAUCAACCGACCACCGAGCCCGUGCACUCCAGAAACGUGUUCAGGGACAUCAGGUGUGACCUGGACUACAUCAAGUCACAUUUCGGGAUUUUAAAAGUUAUCGAAGUGGUCCUGGCUCUCAUUUCUUUCAUCUUCAUCGAGACCAUAAUGAUGUGCUCGCCCUGUGCCGGCGUCUACCUCUUUGAGUUCGUCAGCUGCAGUGCCUUCGUUGUCACAGGCGUCCUGCUCCUCAUCUUCGUCCUGAACCUGCACACCAAAGUGCCCCAUAUCAACUGGAGUCUAACAGAUCUGAUCAACACCGCCACCAGCACCUUGUUCUUCUUUCUGGCUUCAGUGGUUUUGGCAGCUCUCAACCAUCAAACUGGAGCAGAGAUCGCCGCUGUGAUCUUCGGGUUCCUGGUGAUGGGUGUGUACGGUCUGAACACGUUUUUGGCAGUGCGGAGAUGGCGCCUCGGGGACUCGCGAGAUGGACCCCUGCAGACCAGCGAGUACAUCCGUGCCCGCACAGCCUCGCGGGGGGAGGUGGAGUCACGGCCUGAGCUACAGUAAAGCACACACACAGACCGUCUGCAUUCCGGUCACACUGUGCUCUUUCAUAUCCACCUGAUGAGACCCUGAAGAGCGCUUACAAACAAACAAUUGCGUGAACAGUCACAAAUGGAACAAGCCUCAGGCCAGCGUCUUUUGACUUUAUACUUAAAUACUGUAUAUUUCUGUUAAUUAAGGGCUUUACCUUAUAAUAAUCUGGAUAAUUAUUGACUGAAACUCACUCCACUGUGCUCCUAAACUUCCAGAAGGGAAAGGAUUUAUUAAUGCCUGCAAUAUAACGGACAAAACCUGUCAGUCACCGUUUGAAACCCCCUUCUGAUUAGCUCUGCAUUCUAUUUAGAAUGCAACUACGCCUAAAAUGUCUUACAAAGGAUCAAAAAUAACUAUACAGAAUGGAAUAAUCGAAAUGAAUGGAUGCUAAAUAGACUCAUGUAAGUGAUUUUUCUGACUGAAAUGUAAUGUUUUUUUGUUUUGUUUUUCUGCCAUUGUGUUCCUGUAUCAAACACAUCUAGUAAACUGCCGUUGCAUUGGGCCGUUUUCCUGUAGAGAUGAAGUGGCUAGAUGUUAGGAGCAGCAGUAUUUAUUUAAAUGUUAAUAUUUUUUUGGUAGCUACACACCUCGUGAAUGUGACCCUGCAUUGCAACAGACAGUAACAGCUUUCAGAUUGUCUGUGUGGGUGAAGGGAGGUGUGAGUUUAUGAAACUUGUACGUCUAAUCUUUAGAUGAUAUACAUUUUGUGUGCAUACUCUGUUGGUCAUUUCUGUUGAUAUUAAUUUUUAGUUACUUAGUCGUGUGUGUGCAUUUCUGUUGUUUGUAAUAUUUCCUCUACUCCACCGUGUACUCCCAAGUUAUCUGUAUAUGUUGAUUUAAGCAAGGGUAGAGUUUUUUGAAGAAGGUGUAUAUAUUACGUAUCUGCGUGUGACAUUUUCCAUUUCUGAAGGUUUCCUAUUUGUAUGAAUUCUGACACUAACAGACUGUAUUUGAAGGAACAAGUGUACUGCAGUACAUAUGAAUGCAUUCGCUAAACUGUGUAUCUUUUUUCUGUGUGCCUUAAUCGUAGAGGCUUUAUUAGUCAAAACUCUUGGACACUAAUGUUACGACGACAUGAGCAGAAUAACUGCUUCACUGGGUGUGAAAUUCAAACAUUUAUUUGCACUCUCUGAUGAACUGAUUCCGCGGUAAAAUCAUCUGUUUCCUGAAGUGCUUCGAUUACCUUCAAAUGGGGCUUUUAAAAAAAAAUGAGUAUCAUAGAACGACAUCGGGGGGAAAUUAAAUUUUUAAUUUAAAUUGUCUUUUACCACAGAUUUUAAGGCAUAGUGCAAUUGUACAUGAUUUUUUCUUUUCACUAGAAAAUGCUCAUUUGUAAUAUUAGUUUAUAUAUUCAUACUUAUGUCUUAUUUGUAGUUCUUAAAUGAAGUCAGUUUUAGGUUUUGGAAUAAGACCAAUGUUGAAAUGAAGUGGUUUUGAGGUGUGGACUCACAUUAUAGACAUUGAUCAACACUGUGUGGGCUUGAAAGUGUUAAAAGACAAUCACAAGAAUGAUUUUUUUUGUCUUAAUGGAGGACUCCGCAUUGAAGUGCUGAAGUCGCUGAUUAUUUUUUUCCUAUUUUGAAAGCAAUACUGUGUUGCUUAUGCUUUAAUAAUGUGUAAGAGCUUUGACCUUGUGCUGAACUUCUUGUAUAUUGGAAGUUUUUGGCAUCAAAUUAAUUCCUGAUUUUGACCUUAAGGUUUGAACUGUGUUUUCAACUCACAAAUCAUUGAAGCGUUUUAAAAAGAAACUAAGUCGACAUUUUGAGGGAGUCAAAUUUUUAUAAUGAUUGUACUUGAUUGUUCUCGCUGACAUUCCCUGAUUUCAAGAAAGCAAUGUUUUAUUCCAUGUAACAGUGCUAUAAUUUGGUAUUUUUUGUAUUUAUAGAGUUGUGCAUAGACUUACAAAAUGCUAAUUGUUGAAAAAUAUUUGUGAUGGCAAUCUUUUCCUCAAAUAAAUGGAUUUGAAUGGACUUGA
Carassius gibelio (silver crucian carp) is the source of this 3137-nucleotide messenger RNA. Its product is annotated as CKLF-like MARVEL transmembrane domain-containing protein 4. Gene Ontology annotation, cellular component: membrane. The transcript has 4 exons. The coding region runs from base 506 to 1132 and encodes 208 amino acids. NCBI's taxonomy places the organism in Eukaryota, Metazoa, Chordata, Actinopteri, Cypriniformes, Cyprinidae. The record is from RefSeq and is a predicted model, not a curated record.